UUUUUUGUAUAUCCCAACACAAAUACUUGGGACAGGUUUAAGGCAGGGAGUGUCCUCACAGCUGAGAUGUCACCCGGGUCAGUUGCGUUUCACAACGUUUCCUCUCACGUACGGAUAGAAGGCGUCUGAUUAGUCGCAGAUAUGAAAUACAAAGGUGUUUUGAACCUUGUGGCUGGACUGAUUAUCCUCCUAAUAAUAUGGCAACUCACUUCAUUUAAUUCUGUUGAUAUAGCAGCAGAAGUUGAUGGAUAUGAUGACAAUUAUCACAGCAAACUAAAGGUGAAUGAAGGGUUGGAUUCUGUGAAGGCAAAGUGCGGCGUCUCCAAACCCUGUCGGCCGGGUCACUUUGCCUUUCGCAUCCGGAGCGGAGCCGCUAAUACAAUCGGGCCAAAGAUCUGUUUCGAGGGUAAAACUAUCAUGAGCACGGCGCACAAUAACGUGGGAGGAGGACUGGACAUCGUGGUGGUAAAUGGUCAAACUGGAGUUGUGGAGAACGCUCGCAUUCUCAACGGAAGCCCGCAAGAAACCUUGUCAUUCCUGAGAGACAUUAAACCUGGGAUGAUUGUUUUGGUGGCCUCUUUCGAUAAUGCAAACGGAAUGACGGAUGAAAUCAGGAACAUAUUCUCCGGAAUGGGGAGCUCCAAGGCCAGGUCUAUCAAGUUUCGGGACAACUGGGUGUUUGCAGUGAGAACGGGGUUGGACAGCACGCUGCACUUUGAGAAGAUAACUGUCACUGAUGAAAAAAACAACCUUUAUGAGGGAUGGCCAGAAACGGCGGAGGUGGAAGGCUGCUUCUCAAGUAUCGUUGGACAAGCAUACUUGGGUGAAGUCCGAUCGGAUGAACGGCAGGAAAAGACUUUUGUGUUGGACUUUUAAGACCAUUGUGACGCCACUCAAAUGUGUUACCCUCUUUCUCAGACUUAACAUGUUAAACUUGGGGUGGCUGUGGCUGCGGGGUUGAGCGGUCGUCCUCCAACCUGAAGCUCGGCAGUUCAAUCCCCAGUCUUACCCAUCUGCACGCCGAAGUGUCUUUGGGCAAGAUACUGAACCCCUUAAUGACCUCAGAUGUUAAAUACACCAGCCGUAAGUCGCUCUUAUCCAAAUGAGGUGUAAUGUAAUUACAUGUCUCUUUUAUUGUUGUUGUGUACUUUUCCAUUGACCCUGAAGAUUCUGGAGAACUCUGAAUAUUUUUAUUGAAUUACUUAUUUAUUUAAAAAGUGUCUUCAGCAAAAAAGUGUCCCACAUUAAAUGGUGGGAAAAGAGGGUUUGUCAGGAUUUCAAUAUUUUAGCUAUAGUCUGUGUCUAACUCAACUCUAAAUGAAUAAAGAUAGAAGUAGUUUGAGCCAGAUAAGGCCUUCACGCAAAUGAUUAAUAAUAACCCUUUCCUUCCAAGUGUUUAAUCUUGAAAAUUAGAAUGUGUCUGCGUCACAAUGCUGUUUCGUUGUUUUGGUUAAAUUGUUCUGAAUGUCUAUACAAACAGAACAUUGUUUUGAUAUAGCAAGAACACAAUAAUCUUCUCUCCAAUUUUCAACACCGUUGUCCCACAUGCCAUCAGCUGUGUCAGGGCUGGUCAAGAGAUGAACAUUUUGAGACUUGUCACUUCCUUAUUCCAAAGCCAAGAAGGAGGGCCUACGCCUGCGCACUUUCGAGGAGGAAGAACCAAGAUCUACGGUUAUAAAAUAGACAGGCGCCGGCUGUUUGAUGCGUUCUGAUUGGUCUCGUGUUCUGAUGCGACUUGUUGGAUGCCCAUUGCUUUGCUGAUUGUUACCUUUCAUUGCUUUCUAAAUAAAUACUUGAUUGAACAAA
Molecule: messenger RNA, 1806 nt
Organism: Pleuronectes platessa (European plaice)
Lineage: Eukaryota; Metazoa; Chordata; Actinopteri; Pleuronectiformes; Pleuronectidae
Exons: 9
Coding region: 142-876 (244 amino acids)
Source: RefSeq, a predicted model, not a curated record